UCUGCAGUGCUCUCUCACUCUCACUCGCCUCUUCUCAGCGGCCAUGGAGCCCCAGCACGGCGAGAAGGAACUCCAGCUUCUCCUCCUCCCCACAACCACGCCUCUGAACGCUGCCUUCCUCCACGCCCCUCGGCCGGCGGCGGCCAGCAGCCCCUCUGACCACCCGCAGCUGGACCUGAGCCUGUCCAUCAGCAUUGGGCCACCGACGCCACAUGCGGCAGAGCAAGCAGGACGAGGCCGCACGGCGACGGCCGCUGAGCAGAGCAAGAGGGCGGCGGACGUGCAGGCGCUGAAGCAGCAGGCGGCGGAGCAGGCCCGGAUGGCGUCGGCGGAGCGGGCGUACGCGGAGCGCGUGAAGGAGCUGGCGCGGCGGGAGCUGGAGCUGGCGGAGCGCGAGUUCGCGCGGGCGCGGGCGAUCUGGGAGCGCGCCCGCGGCGAGGUGGAGAAGGUGGAGCGCGUCAAGGCCAUGGCCGCGCGCCGGAUCGCCGCUGGCGCCUCCGCCGCCGCGCUCGAGAUCACCUGCCACGCCUGCAUGCAGCGCUUCCACCCUUAGUAAUAAUAUAUAAUACUAUAUAUAAUCAGCAUCAGCACGCCAUGCAUGCAUGUUAUUGGCUUAAUUAUUUUGUUAUAUAUAGCUACCGUGACUAUAUAGUACUCCUGUACUACUAGCUAGUAUUAAUUACAUUCGUUAGCUGUGUUAAGAACUUUGUUUAUGAGUUAAUGCAGGCUUGCGAUCGCAUCACCAUAGGUAAAGGGAAAAGACAGAUCGAUGUUCUUCUCUUGCUUUCUUGCAGAAUACACACCGCAUCGUUUGAGCCAGCCUAAAAGGAGAAGGAAAGGGAAUCUAGACAGCAGAUUAGCUUUGGCUAGCUAGUAGGGCUCUGUACAGUUUGGAAGGAUAAGCUAAGCUGGCUGGCCUCACUCUUGGCUGCCUUUAAUUUGCUUGCUUGCUUCUGCUGGGGGACCUCUCACAAAGAAAGAAUCCAGGGUGGUUAGAUUGUAAUUCGUCAAUUCUGUCUGUGUUUUAUAUGAAAUAUAAAGUUCCAUUCUGUGGGC
This is a messenger RNA of Zea mays, 1056 nucleotides long. RefSeq lists its product as uncharacterized. The record is from RefSeq and is marked validated. The transcript has a single exon. Lineage: Eukaryota; Viridiplantae; Streptophyta; Magnoliopsida; Poales; Poaceae. Gene Ontology annotation, biological process: gravitropism. Gene Ontology annotation, cellular component: nucleus. Bases 44 to 553 code for a protein of 169 amino acids.